AUGGAGCAAAGAUUCUGGGAAGAAGCUGUCAACAUACUGCUUCUUUCUCUGUUAGACAACAGGAAAAUCAAAGUCAAUGGCACCAGGGAACCUAUUGAGUUUAAGACAAAUCAGUGGUUUGGGGCAACAGUCAAAGCUCAUAAAGAAAAAGUUGUGGCUUGUGCUCCCUUAUAUCACUGGAGGACCCUUAAAGAUAGCCCUGAGAAGGACCCUGUUGGCACCUGCUAUGUUGCAAUUCAGAACUUCAGUGCCUAUGCUGAAUACUCACCUUGUCGCAACAGCAAUGCGGAUCCUGAAGGACAAGGCUUUUGUCAAGCAGGUUUCAGUUUAGAUUUUUACAAGAAUGGAGACCUGAUAGUGGGCGGGCCUGGUAGUUUUUAUUGGCAAGGUCAGGUAAUCACUGCAAGUAUUGCGGAUAUCAUUGCAAAUUACUCCUUCAAGGAUAUUCUAAGGAAGCUGGCACGAGAGAAGCAAACAGGAGUGGCACAACCCACAUAUGAUGACAAUUACAUGGGAUACUCAGUGGCUGCUGGGGAAUUUACUGGAGAUUCUGAACAAGAGCUGGUUGCUGGAGUCCCAAGGGGAGCACAGAACUUUGGCUAUGUCUCAAUUAUUAAUUCUUCAGACCUGACCUUUAUCCAGAACUUCACUGGUGAACAGAUGGCUUCUUAUUUUGGGUACACUGUUGCAGUAUCUGAUGUUAACAAUGACGGUUUAGAUGAUAUCUUAGUUGGGGCCCCUCUCUUCAUGGAAAGAGAAUUUGAGAGCAAGCCUAAAGAAGUUGGGCAAGUUUAUCUAUAUCUUCAAGAAAGUGCUUUCCUCUUCCGGGAUGCACAAAUUCUGACAGGCACUGAAGUGUUUGGGAGAUUUGGCAGUGCGAUCACACACCUUGGAGAUCUCAAUCAGGAUGGAUAUAAUGACAUUGCUAUUGGUGCACCAUUUGCAGGAGAAGACAGAAGAGGUAAAGUGCUCAUUUACAAUGGAUUCAGUGAUGGGUUAAAUACUAACCCUUCCCAGGUUCUCAAUGGAGCCUGGGCCUCACAGUCCAUGCCUUCGGGAUUUGGCUUCACUCUAAGAGGAGACUCAGAUGUAGACAAGAAUGAUUACCCAGAUUUAAUUGUAGGUGCAUUUGGAGCUGGAAAAGCAGUUGUUUACAGAGCCAGGCCUGUUGUGACAGUGAAUGCGCUACUGAUUCUGAACCCCAUGAUUGUGAAUCCAGACAAUAAAACUUGUCAGCUCCCUGGCUCUCAGCUUUUGGUGGCCUGUUUCACUGUAAGAGUCUGUGCAACUUUUGAAGGUCAAAGUAUUUCAGAUGAGAUAGUGCUGAAAGGUGAACUGCAGUUAGAUUCAUUGAAACAGAAAGGAGCUGUUAAGAGGACCCUCUUCUUUGAUUACCAUCAGUCAUAUCAUUACUUCUCCAUUGUGAUGGAAAGACAGAAACAGCUCCAUUGCCAGGACUUUCUUGUUUAUCUCAGAGAUGAAACAGAAUUCAGAGAUAAAUUAUCUCCCAUCAAUAUGAACUUGAAUUAUAGCUUGGAUGAAUCCAGUUUUGAAGAUGACUUGGUUAUAAAGCCAAUACUCAACUAUUACCAGAAAAGCACAGUUACAGAACAGGCUUUCAUUCUGGUAGACUGUGGAGAGGACAACUUGUGCAUUCCUGACUUGCAGCUUUCUGCUAUGCCAGAUAAAGAUCAGCUCAUAAUUGGAGAAGAAAACUGUGUCAUGCUCAUAAUAAAUCCAAGGAAUGAUGGGGAAGGAGCCUAUGAAGCUGAGCUACAUAUAAAGAUCCCUCCUGAAGCAGAUUACACUGGGGUUGAACGCAAUAACAAGGCGCUGCGUGUAUUGAGCUGUGAUUACAAGAUGGAAAAUGAAACUAGAAUGGUGGUUUGUGAUCUUGGGAACCCCAUGGUGGCUGGAGCAAACUUCUCUACAGGCAUCCGAUUUUCUGUUCAGCAUUUUGAAAAUGCCGAUUUCAACAUCAGUUUUGAGCUUCAAAUAAAAAGUUCUAACAAGAUUAAUCCCACCAGCAAUUUAGUUAACCUCCAUAUCAACGUCAGUGCUAUGGCUCAAGUACAGAUCAGAGGGGUGUCUCACCCUCCACAAAUUAUUUUGCCACUUCACAACUGGGAACCCAAAGAUGAACCUACAAAAGAAGAAGAAAUUGGUCCUUUAGUAGAACACAUCUAUGAGCUGCACAAUAUAGGACCAAGUGCUAUCAACAGUACAGUUCUCCAUGUUGGCUGGCCUGUGUCCAGUAGAGAAGAAUUUCUUCUUUACGUUCUUCAUAUUCAGACACAUGGACCAUUGCACUGUCAGACAAGCUCUCCUAUUAAUAUAAUGCAAAUAAAGUUUGCUGUUCCACAAGACACUCCAGAACUAGCUGCUUUUUUACAUAAUUCCACAAUUCCCCAUUACAUCAGGAGAAGGGAGGUCACGUUGGCAGAACCUCAGAGGAAAAGCUCCGCAAAAAUACUGAACUGUACAAAUGUGAAGUGUAUCCUAAUUUCCUGCACUGUGGGACAACUGGAGAGAGGGAAGAGUGCAGCGUUAAAAAUCAGGUCGCGGCUAUGGGCCGAAACUUUCCUGCAGAGAAAAAAUGAUCACUAUACUCUUUUUUCCAAUGUGUCCUUUGAAGUUAAGAAGAUGCCAUAUAAAGUGCAGCCAGCAAAGCUCCCUGAGGGAAGCAUAGCAAUCAGAACAUCUGUCAUUUGGUCUACUCCAAAUGUCUCUUUUGUAAUCCCUUUAUGGGUUAUCAUACUAGCAAUACUUCUUGGACUGCUGGUACUAGCUAUGUUGACCUUAGCUUUAUGGAAGUGCGGCUUCUUUGACAGAGCUAGACCUCCUCAAGAUGACAUGGCUGACAGAGAACAGCUGACAAAUAACAAGACUACUGAUGCAUAGAGGAAGACUGACAGUUCAGGUCAGAAUCCUGCCUGAGACUAGAAACAAGAUAAAGACGAAAUGAAGGUUUCCUUAUACCGGGCUUCCUUUGUACUUGCAAGUGAAAUGAUGUUGUAAUCUGAUCUAUGCAACAUUCUGAGAAUAUGCCACGUGAUGGCCAUCCUUGCCAAAGAAAGCAGCUUUAUCACUGCCCUAAGAACAUACUCACCACUGAGCAGAAUGUUUUUACCAUAUUCCAGACGUUCUCCAUUUUAACAGAUGCUUUUGAACAUAUGUGGUAUACUGAGAUGCUUCCCGAACAAGCCCAAGUCUUACAAGGAGAGAAUGCCUACGUUGCUGUGUUGUCUAGAAGAUGGACUAGGACAAAACUUUCGAACACUACUGUAUCAUGCAGAAUACCUUUGACACCUCCCUAAGGAUAAGAACUUUUAUGAAAUUAUGGCUCAGGGAGACAAGCAAUAUAUCAGUACUGUUAAAGUACUUCUGAAAAACAAAGGUAGUCUAUAAAGAACUUUCUAAAUGGGGCACAAUUAUUUAUUUUUUCACCUUUUCAGGAUAAGUAUCUGAUGUAAUCAACUUAGAGUCUGAGAGAAGGAAGUCAUAAAAUAGAAAUCAUGUACUUACCUUGCAUGUAAAUAGAAAAAUGAAUAGAAAAAUGAACCCAUUGUACCCACUGAGCACAUUUUUCUGGGCCACAAGGUGUUUUGCAAAGCAGAGGAUUUAUACAACAUUUGACAAGAUAAUGCAUAACAAGUCCUUAUUGUAUCUCUUUCAACCCAGAGCUGGCAGCCUCACACCCAGUUAUAUAAAUCCAUGCUCAGUAUAAAACUGUGGAUAAGUCACCUCUCAUCCCAUUGCUGGUGGCUGCCACCUAGACAGCUGAAACAGGAUACAGUCGUUUGUGAAACCCUGAUGCAAACUGUCACAGACCCAGUGGUGAUAUUGAGAGAACUUGGAGGUCUUGGGCUAGGGUGAAUUUCCUUCCCUGUUGCCCAGGAAUUUACUUUGUUGAAACAUCCUCUUGAAAUGGCUACUGCAUCUUGUGUUGAAUUUGUGUCAUCGAUCCUAACACUUUGUUGAUCUAAAGAAAUCUCUACCUUGUUCUCUUUUUAUAGACUACAGACUGCCAGUGUAUUUAAAGCGUUGAAGAGAUUUCGGCAAAGUUUAGGGCUGAAUAUAAUUAUUUCUCAUAGCACAGUCCGUAGCAAAAGGAAGGUGUGCAGAAUUUGUAUAUGUGCAGAAAGUGGGAUACUAGCCAGCAAAGCGUUAACCCACAGAAGGAAAGAUAUUUUGAGGUAAAGAAUAAAAAUAUAUAUGCUUCAAUUUUCUUUUUUUUCUGGAUUGAGGAUUUUGAAGAAGAGAGGCUUCAUUCUUUCUUUUCUAUCGGCAAAUGGCCCAUACGUAAGCUCAAGCUUUAAGCUCUGGAUUUAUGCAAACUUGUCUGCCUGAAAGCCUGAGUUUUCUGGUAUGAAAUUUGCUAUAUUGUAUAAAUUUCAGGAGACAUUGCUCAUUUUCUGAAAAAUACACCACGUUUUCCUUCUGCUGGGCUGCCAAUACAUCUCAGCUUCUUAAUUAGCAAGCGGCCUCAUCCAUUCUGCUGCCUCUUGGCUCUUUUUAAAUAACUGGCUUUCUGCUUCCUAAGACUUCAGGACAGGGGUAGCCAUGUGACAUGGUUACUUCUGUCAAUCUAACAGGAUAUUUUGCAGUCUUACCAUUGCUAGCUCCCAGGCUGACCUGUGAAGUCUAAGAGAGAGCUAAGAAACCUGAGCAGGUGUGUUCCAUCUUCACCUCUAAGGGAAAUUUGCAGGAAGACCGUUAUAGAGUCUUUAGCGUAUUGGCUGCAGUGCGCCUGUGAGACUUACUGAGAGGAGGAGAUACGUCUCUCAGAAAAGAGAAGUGCAGCACACCCGUUUUCUGAGGAUAGGGAGGCCUGACCACUUGCUGGUCCCCCAGAAAACUGUUGACAACAGCCUUUCCCAAAAUGGGUUUGACCUGACCCCUUGUCAAUUAGAGAGAUCAGCUGACAAAUACCAGCACAAAGCAAGCCCCUGUCACAUUUGCACACCUCUGUAUCCCAUAUCUUCUAGGCAAAAUCAUCCUCGCAUGACAAAGACAAUGAGCUUUUAGCUUUUGUAAAUAUUGAAUUGUUGUGUGUAGCAGCUUCUGAAGGAAGAUCAGCUAGCUCAAUAAAUUCACAUCAUCUAUAUAACUCCUAUUCUAGUGAAAUAGCAACAUAAGGAGAUACUGAACAUAUGACUUUUGUAUGUGCAAUACUUUACAUAUUACUUAUAUAUCUGAAGCAUGUUUACACUGGCAUUUGUUUUUGUUUUUAAACUUUUGAAUAUACUGAUUGAUGAUUACAAUAAAGAAAAAAGAAUAGGAAAAAAACAAACACAGCUCUGUUUAGUGUG
Molecule: messenger RNA, 5312 nt
Organism: Struthio camelus australis
Lineage: Eukaryota; Metazoa; Chordata; Aves; Struthioniformes; Struthionidae
Source: RefSeq, a predicted model, not a curated record